Messenger RNA from Phaedon cochleariae (mustard beetle), 4846 nucleotides. The record is from the annotation of a GenBank genome assembly. Lineage: Eukaryota; Metazoa; Arthropoda; Insecta; Coleoptera; Chrysomelidae.
GUUUAUAUUGGGUUCAUUGUUUUGUGCAAGCAGUAAAUAACACCUUAGAUCAUACACUGUAUAAUGUGCAUGAUCUAAGGGAGGGACAUUUUUGUUGUGAAGACUGAAGACUGAAGAGAGACACAGACACAGAAGUGGAAGCUGGAAGAAAUGAAUUUAAUCCUUGUGCUGUAAACAUACUUUUGAUUUUUUUUGUAUAUUUUUAUGAAUUGUAUAGUGGAAAUUCGUUUAAUUUUUCAACUAUAGAACAUCCUAAACUGUGUUUAUAUUAUUCUCGACAUUUUUUCUUUACAUUAUAAUGACUUCUGCUCUAUAUCUAGAGCAUUACCUGGACAGUUUAGAGCACCUACCAAUCGAACUACAACGUAAUUUUACGUUAAUGAGAGAUUUGGACUCCAGAUCCCAAGGCCUGAUGAAAAAUAUUGAUUUACUGGCAGAUGAAUACUUAAGAGAUCAGAAAACAUUGACUUCAGACCAGAAAAAGGAACAGCUGGAUAAAAUACAGAGUUUAUUCAAUAAAGCCAAGGAAUAUGGAGAUGACAAAGUACAAUUAGCAAUCCAGACUUAUGAAUUAGUUGAUAAACAUAUACGUAGGUUAGACUAUGACUUGGCAAGGUUUGAAUCUGAAAUACAAGACAAAGCAUUGAACUCUAGAAACCAAGAGGAACCUGCAGUUGGGAAACGUGGCCGAAAGAAAAUCAAAGAAGGCAAAGGAGAGAAAAAGAAACGCUCAGGUAACUCCAGUGAGGAAGAUUCCACUGGUACUGUCAAAGGAAGUAAAAAGAAGAAACAGAAGGGUUCUGGUACAGGAAAUGCUACAGGGGGUUCUGCAGGCAGUGGAGCUAAAGCUGCCUCAGGUGAGGUGGCAGAGGCUGUUGCUGCUGUUUUGCCAGGAUUGGCUGGUAUUGCUCACCCAAGUGAUGUACUUGAUAUGCCUGUAGAUCCAAAUGAACCAACAUAUUGCCUUUGUCAUCAAGUAUCUUAUGGAGAAAUGAUUGGUUGUGAUAACCCAGAUUGCCCUAUUGAGUGGUUUCAUUUUGCCUGUGUUGGGCUUACAACAAAGCCCAAAGGAAAAUGGUACUGUCCUAAGUGUACUCAGGAUAGGAAGAAAAAAUAACACUAUUGAAAAUAAUAGGCAAUCAUUCCUCAUUUCAAAAAAUAUAUAUUCAUGUACAGGUAUAUAUUAUUUUGAAUAUAUUUUCAUCAAAUUGUCCAAUCCCAAUGAGUGGGAUGAUCUCAAAAAGUCGUUUUUUUAUAAAACUUCCAGGUAUUUAUUUUACAUGUUAUGUAGGUUCAAUGAACUAGUGAAUUUUAAUAUGACUGUAAAUUCGAUUUUUAUGAACUUUUGUUUACUCUGAGAAUACAUAGAUACAGAUUCACCAGAAAAAAUCUGAUUUUGUCCACAUUGGAUGGUACAUCAUUCUCAAUGAAUUUUCCAAUUUUGGAUAAUUUUUGAAAGCUUUUAAAUUAUGAAAUAAAAAUGCUAAUCAAGCAUGAAGUUAUGUUUUAUUAUUUUACAUAUAUUAUCACCCUCCACAAUUCACCAUCAAUCAAUCUAAGGUGCGAUACUGUCAAUAUCAAAAAAUGAUAGGAAAAUACAAAUUUCAGAUUUUUUAACAAUUAUGUAAUUAUGACUAAAUGAUACUGAUACACCAUAAAAAUAAUGAUAGUUAAAAAACUAUCAUUCACUAAACGUUCAAGAUGUGAAUAAUUUAAAGGUUAUACACAGGGUUGUUACUUGUUUACUAUAUCACUACUAUACUAUAUCAUUUUAUCGGAGCCUGCCGAUUUGUCGAUAAAUUCGAUUGUUGAAUUGUUAUUAUUAUCAAGCAACCCUCUGAAUUUUUGGAUUUGAAGUAUAAACACCAUCCACCCUGCAUAGAAAAAAAACAACACCCAACCACUUAUCUGAAGUAUUUGCUGUGAAUAUAUAGGUAAUCAUAACUGAAAGUUAUGAUUCAGUCAGAUAACAAAGCAAUCCAUAUUUGGCAGUCAAUUAGUUGAAAUGAUCAUACAACACUGAUUUGGAAAUAAAAAAUUACAGAUUGAACAAUCUGCAUGAAUGAAAUUUCACAUUGCUUAAAGAUUGUGCUCAUAAGUUUUAUUCACUAUAUGUUCUAAUAAGCACCCUCUAUAAGGAAAUUGAAAAUCUCUUCAUUCCAGAAAAAGACGAAAUACCUGACAAACCAACACAUGAAGCUUAUUUUCCAUAAUAUCAUCCAACUCAUAUUACACUAUUACAGUCAAAACUCUUGAUACUACACAGUUGGAGUAUCUUAUUUCACUUACAUCGGCGAUUGAAGCCUGAGAAAUGUAGGUUUUAGCAAACCAAUCAGAAUAAUUUGCCAAGGUUAAGCUUGCAAACCACCGACGUAACCUACAUUCUAGACCCGCCUCAUGUCAUAUCCCAAUAAAACAAAAAUCUCAUCUGAAUUGAUCACCUGAAAACGCUUAUUCAUGACAUUGAAUUAUGUCAUUUGUUAAGAGACAUGAGUAAGGGUGAGUAACUUGACAGGACCUUAAUGCGCAUGCUCCACGGGAUACCGUUAGACCUCCUAUGGAAGAGCUAAUUAAUCAUUCCAGAAUUACGUCAUCUGACAGGUUGCUGAGGGGCAAACAUUGUAUUUUGUCAAGAUUUGUCAUAUAAAACCAGAAUUAGUGGGAUCGUUUUCCUUGGAAUCCGAGUUGGAACCAGGGCAAUGCUCAACAAAGGUAAACUAACAGAUAGUUUGUGUGCCCCUCAAGAAACCAUGUCAAAAUCGCGUGUUCUAGAAUGAUCAAUUAGAUCAUGGGGUAAGUGGUCUGGUACUAAGGAAUGUUCGUUUAGAAAAAAAUCAAGUUCAGAGUUAAGCAGGUAGAGCAAGCACAAACGAACAGGUCCCUAUAUUCCAAAUUCAACUGCCAGCAGUGUCAGUAAGUCCAACGACUGCUGAAAUUCGGAAUAAAAUCUACAUCAGUGAGCUGUCACUUUUCAGUUAUGUUCACAAUUUAUGAUUUUGUUUCAUUGUUUGAAAUGAAAUUAUAUAAUGCGGCUGUACACACCAGUCAAAUUUUCGCCACAUAUCUAUUUCAUAUUGAUCGUACCAGUCAUUCAUUACCUACCUAUCUAAAAUGAUCACAAAUACUUUUUUUCAAUAAUGAAAACAAUCACCUCCAAACACUAGCACUCAAUGACGUGAUAUGGCGAUAAGGGCGAUAGGCAUGAAUAGUAUAUUUUUCAAUAUAAGAAUUCACUUCCACAGUAGGAAUGUACUGAGAUAAACACAAUACAUACCUAAGUCGUAUCCAAGGUGGGUCGUAUCAUAUGAAGUUAAUUAUACUUUAUAUAUCGUUUGUAAAAUUGUAUUAAUGAAAUGUAAGCCAAUAACUGGAAUUAAUAAAUAAAUAACUUAACUGCUGUUCACCUACUUCAAUUCUCACUGUACCCUUUUUGUCGCCCUAGUGGGUGAAAGUGCUACUACGUCGUGCACUUUGGUAGUGCCAAAUAGAAAGAAAAAAUAAUAAAUUAUAGUAUUAUGAACGUUGUUCAAUUUCACAAUAAAACGCUAAUUACAUAGCGUCAGUCCAUUGGUUGAGGAGUAGUGUCAUACAUAUACAGAGUCCUCUAGGAAGAAUUCAAUUCAUUGGUUUGCAAAAACCUACAAGUAUUAGGCUCUAAUCUUGUGUUACUGUUUGUAUAAAACUGAUAAAAAAUCAUGUAUUAUUUCAUCAUGAGGAACUGUGCUUCUCAAAAAAUAAGAAAUUGAAAUAGGCAAGAGUUUUGGCGGUAAGUGAACAUGACCUAUCACUGAAUUCACCAUAGUUUUUAUCUUUUGCCUGAAAUAUCCAUACUUUCACAUUUGUACACCAAGUCGCACCGCACCGGUUUCAAUCCGUUAUUCGUUAACAUAACUUACAUACAUAGUUGAAAACCUAAAGUCAUCUCCACAAAUCGUAUUAAAAUCAUCAAAGAUCAUGCUUAUAUAAGCCCAUUAUCAGCCAAUAGAAAGGAUCAUAGUUAUGGGAAUGAAAAAAGUUGAAAUACUAAUAGUAUAGGUGAUAACUGGGCAAAGAGGGAACGAUGCUACAUGAUUGUCUCUGUAAAAGGAUAUGAUUUUUAUAUAAAAAUUUUUAGAAUUCUAUUUAGGGUUCGGGGUCGCAUUUCACCAAAAAAAGUAGCCGUAAAUGCGAUAAAUCGCCACAUCUGGCAACGCCGAGUCCCUGACCGUCUUCCGUAUGCCCUCUUAUUAUUGUUCGUAAUCGCCGGCCGGUGGAAAUCGGCCCCGCUCUGCGCCGCCACGGCUCGAGUGUCGAUGGCUAGCAGGUCGAAAGCAAUGCUUUUUCAAUUCAUAUGGAUUUUUAUUGAGCGCAAUUGCUUUGCUUCCAUUUUAAAUUAAUGGGAUGCUUAUUUGCUUACAAAGAGUAGAGCGCCAAAAACGGCGGCGAAACGAGUGGAAAUAUUUGAUCAUUCUAAUAAAAGUUGUGGAGAUGACUUUGGAUUAUCAUCUAUGAACUACACCACUCCACUUUGAGUAACCAUGGACUUCUUCCAAAGUUAUAACUUACAUAACCAACGUUAUCCCGCCUUAACCCAAUCCGUAGUAUUUGAUCCGAAAGACUAUUUAAAAUUUUAGUGAUUUAGCGAAUAGAGCAGCUGUCGCUUGUGUUUUGUCGCCGGCGAAACGUCUCAAUUCGAAAAUAACCUGGUCCCGCGUGAAACCCAUCGAAACGAUUUCCUUAACGUCGGCAUCUGUGAACUUAUCAUUAGGUUGGAUAGUUUGAGUAUCUGGAGUGGCAUUGUGGCCUGAAGUACCCUGAGAUGAGCUAGAUGUACCAGAUGCAGCUAGAAAGAAUAUAAAUAAUAAUU